This is a messenger RNA of Setaria italica (foxtail millet), 1845 nucleotides long. RefSeq names its product DNA repair protein recA homolog 3, mitochondrial. Gene Ontology annotation, biological process: DNA repair. NCBI's taxonomy places the organism in Eukaryota, Viridiplantae, Streptophyta, Magnoliopsida, Poales, Poaceae. The transcript is spliced from 8 exons. The record is from RefSeq and is a predicted model, not a curated record. Bases 196 to 1479 code for a protein of 427 amino acids. Gene Ontology annotation, molecular function: ATP binding; ATP hydrolysis activity; ATP-dependent DNA damage sensor activity.
CGCGACCGCCGGCCAGGGGGGAGCUCUUCCCGACACCCGGAGUGGGAGCCCGGUGAGGCGGAGACCGGACUCAAAAAGCGGGCGGAGCGGAGCCAAAACCCCAAGCCCCGCAAAACCCCUAAACCCUAGCCCCCUCCUCCUCCGCCCCCGCCCUUCUCCCCGCGGCUUCCAGCGGCUGGGGACGAAGCCGCCGCCAUGGCGACCCUCCUCAGGCGCGUCUCGCUGCGGCGCGCCAUCGCCGCCGCCUCCUACUCUUCUUCUCACCCUGAGAGCUAUAAGCAAGGGAUCUGUGGCUCCACGUUUCAUUGCCGAGAGUUCUCAUCUAAAGCGAAAAAGAAGUCAAAGUCAAGUGGAACUGACUCUGGUGAGGAGAAUAUGUCGAAGAAGGACUUGGCUUUACACCAGGCUAUCGAUCAAAUAACAUCAGCAUUUGGGAAGGGGGCAAUAAUGUGGCUUGGCCGUUCACAAGGCCAUAGAGAUGUACCUGUAAUAUCUACUGGGUCUUUUGCUUUGGAUAUGGCUCUUGGAACUGGUGGGUUUCCAAAGGGGCGUGUCAUAGAGGUUUAUGGUCCAGAGGCUUCAGGCAAGACAACUCUUGCUCUACAUGUCAUUGCAGAAGCACAAAAGAAUGGGGGUUACUGUGCCUUUGUAGAUGCGGAGCACGCUUUGGAUCCAGCUCUUGCGGAGUCAAUUGGUGUUGACACCAACAAUUUACUCCUUUCUCAGCCAGACUGUGCUGAGCAGGCACUCAGUCUUGUGGACACACUAAUUCGAAGUGGAUCUGUUGAUGUUGUUGUAGUAGACAGUGUAGCAGCUCUUGUCCCAAAGACUGAGCUUGAUGGGGAGAUGGGUGACGCACAUGUUGCUCUUCAGGCUAGAUUGAUGAGCCAAGCUCUUCGCAAGCUGAGCCACUCCCUUUCACUUUCCCAGACAAUUCUGUUAUUUAUUAAUCAGACCAGGGCCAAGGUAGCCACAUUUGGAUUUGGGGGACCGACUGAGGUAACUUCCGGUGGCAACGCCUUGAAGUUUUAUGCUUCUGUUCGCUUGAACAUCAAGCGUAUUGGUUUGGUAAAGAAAGGAGAAGAGACAAUAGGUAGUCAAGUUGCUGUGAAGAUUGUGAAAAACAAGCAUGCCCCACCAUUCAAGACUGCACAGUUUGAGAUUGAAUUUGGAAAGGGGAUAUGCCGCAGUUCUGAGCUUGUUGAACUCGGAUUGAAGCGCAAACUUAUCAAGAAGAUUAGUGGAGCAUAUUAUAGUUUCAAUGAUAUUACUUUCCAUGGUAAAGAUAACCUUAAAUCUUACCUUACUGAAAAUGAGAGUGUUGCAAAAGAUCUAGAGAUGCAACUUAAGAAAUUGAUGGAAACUGAAGCACCUAAAGAGCAGGAGGCUGAAGGCGGUUCCCCAAGUGAUUUGCCUGAAGAGAUUGUCACACCAGAAACGUCGUCAGAAGAGGAUCUAGCAGCUGUAGUCGAAGCUUAACCAGUGAUCUGGUGUACUGGCAAGUGGGAACAAAACUUAUGAAGCGAUUGUUCCACUAAAACAAUAUUUUGGGCCAUGAAGUCACCAGCAUGCAGUGCUGUGAUCUCAUUAUAAUAGCCUUCAGUUAUAACUAUGCUUAUAUAGUGUAGUGUAUCCUGAAGAGAAUCCACUUUUUGUGAAAUCAUACUGAGAGCUCGUAGGUGCUGAGGGAGGGUCAGGUAUUGUGGCUAUUUAAACAUUGUUAAGGGUCGGUAAGAUGCAGUGAUGUAGUCGUGUAUAUAUGCUGCAUAUCUUGAAGACUCCUCUGGUUGAAGUUAAAUUGAGAAGCAUUCUUAAUUGAAUGCUACUAGAAUUUCAUUGGCCUUC